AUGACCUUCUCUACGGUAUCAGGCAUCUCGAUAUCGAGUCUGCUGGCUCUCCUCCCUGCCAGCUUGGCCAUCUACGCCAUUGGACUCAUUGUCUAUCGCGUCUACUUCCAUCCUCUGGCCAAGUAUCCGGGACCGUUCCUCGCGAAGAUCACGGAUCUCCAUCAGACAUACCAUGCCCUAAAGGGAGACCGGCAUCUCCAAUUCUGGCGCUGCCACGAGCAAUAUGGCCCAGUGUUCCGAUUCGGGCCAAACAGCCUUUCCUUCAACAGCAACACAGCAUUGAAGGAGAUCUACGGCUUCAAAGCAAACGUUCAGAAAGCAAAGUUCUACGAAGCGUUCUGGGCGACUAAAUAUUCAGCUAGCACGCAUAGCUCGAUUGAUAAGUCAAUCCAUGCGCGAAAGCGAAGAGUCCUCAGCCAUGCCUUCUCCGACGCCGCGAUCAAGUCGAUGGAGAACCAUAUCCUGGCCCACGUCCGCCAAUUCUGCGAGAAUCUCGCGGGUCUGACGAACUUUGCGAAUCAGCAGAAUUCAGAGAACAAAGGCUAUGGCGAGGCUGUCGACGUCUCCGAUCAGGCCAAUUACCUGACCUUCGAUAUCAUGGGCGACCUCUGCUUCGGCAAGGCAUUUGGAAUGCUGUCAGCGCCCACCAAUCGCUUCGCCAUUGAUCUGAUUGGAAACGCCGCCCACCGCCAUCUGAUCUGCGGCACAUAUCUCCCGAUCCAUGAAUACCACCUCGACAAGCUCUUCUUCCGCAAGAUUGCCGCUGGCCGAGCCCGCUACAUGCAAUAUAGCAAAGCACAAGCGGCCGAACGAAUGAAAAUGGGCAUGGACGUCGACCGAAAGGAUUUCUUCUACUACCUCCUCAAAGCCAAAGACCCAGAAACCGGAAAUGGGUUCACGACGCCUGAACUCUGGGGCGAAAGCAACCUGCUCAUCAUCGCAGGAUCCGAUACCACAUCCACGGCUCUAACAGCAGCAAUCUUCUACCUCGUGCACAACCCCUCCAAACUCGCCAAACUCAACGAUGAAAUUCGCUCCGCCUUCACCGAAACAGAAGACAUCCGCAUGGGCUCCACACUCUCCUCCCUCCCCUACCUCCGUGCCUCCCUCGACGAAGCAAUGCGUCUCUCCCCCUCCGUAGGCGGACUCCUCCCCCGCGAAGUCCUCGCUGGCGGAAUGCGCAUCGACGGCCACGCCAUCCCCGCCGGGACAGUGGUCGGCGUGCCACACUACGCAAUUCACCAUAACGAGGCGUACUACCCCGAUCCCUUUACUUUCUCACCCGAACGCUGGCUCGCAACUCCCGAGGCUGUUGGUCUUGCUCAAUCCGCUUUCUGUCCGUUUUCGGUCGGUCCGAGAGGGUGUAUUGGGAAGGGAAUGGCUUAUGCGGAGAUGGGCAUGGCGUUGGCGAGGGUGGUGCAUAUGUAUGACAUGCGAUUGAAGCCCGGGUCGUCUGUUGGAGAGGGUAGCCCAAUGAGCAAGGAGGUAGGGAGGCAGAGGAGGGGAGAGUUUCAGUUGAAGGAUUCGUUUACGAGUAUGAAGGAGGGGCCGUUGGUGGAGUUUAGGGCGAGGUCUUAG
Messenger RNA from Zasmidium cellare ATCC 36951, 1578 nucleotides. RefSeq lists its product as uncharacterized. The transcript has a single exon. The record is from RefSeq and is a predicted model, not a curated record. Bases 1 to 1578 code for a protein of 525 amino acids. NCBI's taxonomy places the organism in Eukaryota, Fungi, Ascomycota, Dothideomycetes, Mycosphaerellales, Mycosphaerellaceae. Gene Ontology annotation, molecular function: oxidoreductase activity, acting on paired donors, with incorporation or reduction of molecular oxygen; monooxygenase activity; heme binding.